This is a messenger RNA of Limulus polyphemus (Atlantic horseshoe crab), 10541 nucleotides long. RefSeq names its product homeobox protein cut-like 1. The coding region runs from base 149 to 4648 and encodes 1499 amino acids. NCBI's taxonomy places the organism in Eukaryota, Metazoa, Arthropoda, Merostomata, Xiphosura, Limulidae. Gene Ontology annotation, biological process: regulation of DNA-templated transcription. The transcript is spliced from 16 exons. The record is from RefSeq and is a predicted model, not a curated record. Gene Ontology annotation, molecular function: DNA binding; DNA-binding transcription factor activity, RNA polymerase II-specific.
UUUGUAUCAGAUCGUAGAACAGCAUGGGUCGCUGUUGCUCCGUAGAAGAAUUGCUCGUCUGUUUCUGAAGUGUGAAAUACCGCGUUCUUCACCUUGGGAUGAUCCAGUGUCCUCUUUGGAAGUUUGUCAAUCAGUUCACCAGAGGGCUAUGCGUGCCCAAGACCUAGAAUUUGAAAAUAAAAGAUUGAAAGAGACACUUGACGAUUACUACCAAGAGCUGGAGGUUCUAAAGAAUCAAGGACUGACAAUCAAUCAACCCGGAGGACCAGUACCAGAAAGAAAGGACGCUGAUGUACAGACUCUUCAGACUCACGAGCUCCGAGUAGACGUAGAAAGAAGGUUUUUCGAAGUUCACGUAAACAUUACCAAAAAGCUGGACGAAGCCGAGCGGCAAGUUGGAGAACUACAAAGUGCCUUGGAAUUGAGCAAGUCCGAGUUUUUAAAUUUGAAGUCCAAGUACGAUGAGAAUUCUCAUGCCAAGUCGGACGAAAUGGAAGUUUUCUUGAAUGAUUUAGAACGAGCCAAUCAGAGAGCAGCACUAGCAGAAAGAGAGGCUACGACUCUUAAGAAACAGCUUGAGGCAGCCAAACAAUCAUUACACCAGGCUGAUACCAUAUGCAUGAGAACAGACAUGGAAAAGAAUGAUGAUGCCUUUUCUCAUUCGCCCCUAGAAAUUAAACUUGCAGCUAAAGACAAAGAGAUUUCGCAACUAGUAAAAGACGUUAAGAAGUUACAUUCAACCAUUAACAGGCUGAAAGAAACAAGUGCCUCUCAAAUUGCUCAACUGGAAGAACUGCUAGCUGACAAAAAUAAAACUAUCCACCUAUUGGAGAAGAAAUUAAGUAAACAACCAAACUAUGAAGAAAUGAAGAAAGAAUUAAAUGUAUUAAAGAAAAGUGAUCCUCACAACUACAGUAAUCCAGAAAGUGAUAGCAGUGCCAUGAAAGAAAAUAAGAUGGUCAAGCCAUUAGAUAACUUGCUUGUGGAGAAGGACAAGGCUUCAGAAUCAAAUGAUGCUACACAAAGUUUAACCCCGACUGAUUCAGCUGAUAACCUCCAAGAUCUGACAGAGAACACAUUACCUCCACCCUUACAAAAUGUUGAAGUAUUUACUUCACUACUUGGAGAAGAGAUCGUGUCAUCUUAUACAAAGAAAAUGAAAAAAGAAGAAUGUGAUUAUACUCAUAACACAGCCAAGUCAUUGGAGACUUCUACCUCCCCAACAGUUCCCAGUCCCCCUCAACCUUUAAACUGUUCCAAGCCUAAUUUUCGUAGAGAUUCAUCAAGACACAAAGUGUCCCAUUGUGAUACUACUAUACAAAAACUCCAAGAGUGCCUCCGCAAUUGUAUGAACAAAUAUGCAAAUGAAUCUUUAGAUACACUGAACAUUUCUCGUGGUGUUCGAGAGCUUCUGAGUGUCCAUAACAUUGGACAACGCUUGUUUGCCAAGUAUGUCCUUGGUUUAUCACAGGGAACAGUUAGUGAACUUCUCUCAAAACCCAAACCUUGGGAUAAACUAACAGAAAAAGGAAGAGACUCUUAUAGGAAAAUGCAUGCCUGGGCAACUGAUGAUAGCUGUAUUUAUAUGCUAAAGACACUAGUUCCAAGAAAAGGUAAAGAUUCUGAGCUUCCCAGCUGUAGACAGGAGGAUCCAGCUGCCAAAGAUCGCAUCACCCAGAUUUUAAAUGAAGCUCAUCAGGCCAUGAUAGUCCCCCCUAAAGACAGAAAGGAUACUCUGACUUACAAUGGAAACCUGAAACAUUCUCCCGAGUGGAAGACUCCAAAUGGAGUUUUUGAAAGGCAGGAGGAGGAUGGCCAAGAAGAGGGUGGUAGAGAUUUUGACAGAGAAGGAAGCAUACAAUGGCCCUUCAAAAAUAGCAUUUUGUACAAAGAUUACUCACCAAAUAAUAGCUCCAGGCAACUUCAAAGAAAAGACAAUGAUGAUAUUUCAAAGGAAAUGAUUACACGAAUUUACCAGGAAGAAUUGGCUAAGCUGAUGGGUCAAAGAUUAGAAGAGGGUUUCUGCAUUUCCAAAGACCAGUUUGAACAUACUCAUGAAGAAAUCCGUCAAACCCUGAGCAUUUACUAUCAGGAACUGUCUCGUCUGUCACAGUUGCUACCCCAGUCCAUGGCAGAACUUGCUCAUAUUGGUGUGUCAGCAAACUUAGUUAAUGGCUCAGUGCCAUGUUCCACAUUUCCAAGUUUUUUGCACCCUAUAAGUUUGGCCAAUUCUAGUUCCCAUUGUAAUGCAUCUGUUGAUACAACAGCUCAACCUCCAAAUUGGACAACCAAGAUAAAAAGUAGCUCAUCAGUAGAGUCAGAAGAAUCUCAUCAUCAUGGAAGUGCUUUUUCUCUUGUAAGACCCAAAACUGAACCUAGUAGUGGCACAUCCAAAAUACCCGUGUCUUAUCAUUCUGGAUCAAACUCUUCACCUACUCCUUGUGGCCCACUAGUAACCAUGGCUGAAGCUUCAGGUUCUGCAGAGGAUCCCAUUUCCUCUGCUUCUCCUCUCCAAAGAAUGCAGUCAAUUACAAACUCCCUUCUGACCCAGUCAACCCUUACACCUUCUAAUCAUUCACAGCGCCCAACCAAAGCCACAUUGUCACCCAUCACACAGCAGCAGUUUGAUCAAUACAAUAACCUCAAUACAGAAGACAUUGUCAAACAAGUGAAAGAACAACUCAGUCAAUUCUCUAUCAGCCAGCGCUUAUUUGGAGAGAGUGUGCUGGGGCUUUCCCAAGGUUCUGUUUCUGACUUACUAGCAAGACCCAAACCUUGGCACAUGCUUACCCAAAAGGGUAGAGAGCCUUUCAUCCGCAUGAAGAUAUUCUUAGACGACGAAAGUGCUGUCCACAAACUUGUUGCUUCCCAAUAUAAAAUCCCACCAGAGAAGCUAAUGCGUACAGGUGCUUACCUUGGAAGUAGGAAUGCUUCAGGGCCCAGUAAAAUAUCACCUCAACCUUCAGAUCCAAGUGUUUCUCAGCAUUUACCACAGCAACAAAACCACCUCCCAGUUCAUUCAAACUAUGUUUCUUCCAAACCUGUACAGCCAUGUAGAACUUCUCCAGAAAACUCUCACACCACUGUUAACACCAGCGUAACACAUUGUGCUACCACAACGCACAGCAUUAGCCCAAGAAAGCUAUCACACGUCUCCCGUCCCUUGCCUUUCAUGCAUCCCUCUGUGUAUGAAAUGGCAGCUCGGACGACAGAUCUCGAUACACAAUACAUAACGUCCAAAGUAAAGGAGACUCUUUUGGCUCACAACGUGGGCCAGAAGAUCUUUGGUGAAGCUGUGGUAGGCCUCUCUCAGGGCUCUGUCAGUGAGCUGUUGUCCAAGCCUAAGCCUUGGCACAUGCUCAGUAUUAAAGGUCGUGAACCUUUCAUCCGCAUGCAGUUAUGGCUGAAUGAUCCCCAUGGUGCUGAUAAACUUCAAGCUAUUAAGAAUGAUAGGAGAGAAGCCAACAAACGUAAAAGAAGCAAUAACGAUGCCCACGAAGUUAGCAGUUCGUAUAAAGAAAACCAAAUAUUCCACUACGAACUUCCCCCACCCUCUCCUUAUUCAACGACAAAGAAGCCACGGAUUCUCUUCUCCGAUGAACAAAAAGAAGCACUUCGUUUGGCCUAUUCCAUGGAUCCGUACCCAAGUACCGCCACCAUAGAGUUCCUGGCAAGUGAGCUAAAUUUGUCAGUUCGUACAAUUACAAACUGGUUCCACAAUUACCGCAUGCGUCUAAAGCAACAAAGUUCUCCAGUUGGCCAGCAGAGUGAACACAAACCAAACGACAACAGCAUUAUCAUGCAUCCACUGAGAGAAACAAGCACCGUCUUUGAUCCUAUCCAGUUUCGUUUUCUUCUUAAUGGACGACUAGCCGAGAUAGGCAAAGAAAGGAACAAAGUUCCAAAAAUGUAUAGUACGUACAGGAGCAAUUCUCCCCUUAAUACCCAGAACGAUAACUGUGGGACUUUAGAUCUGAGCAUGUCUAGUCAGCACUUUCCACGAGGUGGCAGUAGUAGCUGUAGUAGUUUUCAGUCUGGUCCUUUUGAAACUGUAUGUAGAAGCCCCGGUGUUCAUUCAACCAGUGAUAUGAAUGAGGAUUCCAAUUUCUCUCAUGACCAGGUUGUUUCUGAAAACAGUGACAAAGAAUCAGGGGAAGAGAAACAGUCAUCAUAUUCCUAUGGUCAACAAAAUGGUGUAAGACAAAAACUGGGAACUAGCAGCAGUAAUAGGAGGAAACCUGCCAUGCCCCAGUGGGUUGAUCCAGAAUUGGAAUACUCUGCUGAGAGUGAUGUCAAAAGCGAUGAUGAAGAGGACACUCAGCAAAGUAACGAUAACACAAAUAAAGGGGAAAUCAUCAAUGGUGUGUGCGUUCGACAAGCAGGAGACUUCAACCUUCACUUACAGAAACCGGAAGAAAUGACAGAGGAAAUGGAACCUGUUAUGGCUGCAUAUGGCAGCAGUCGUGUAGCCCAGAACCAUGUUGUGGAAGAAACUCAUUCCCAAUUGUGUUCCCAAGUGGAAGAAGAAGAUGGAUAUAAUCUGAAAGAAAACAAUAUUGUAGAUCAAGAAAUCAACUGUGAUAGCCAAGAAAGCAUCAAUAGCCCGGAUCAAGGAGACUGGGAUGAAGAAAAAGAAGAUAGAGAUUAGAAGAGUUUGAUAAAGUUUAAAAUAUUAGGAAAUAAGAAUGAGAAAAACUAUGAGUUGCCGAUUGGAUGAAAGUUUGAUGUCAAAUAAUAUUCUACUAUAAGUGGAAUCCUGGAUUUAUAUCCCCCUGAUAAACAUAAAGGUGUCUGUUUCAGUGUGGUAUUUGCAUGCAUGUGUUCAACACAAGCCACAAAUGUAUUUCAGUCUUUGUGUGUAUUUUGUACCUUAUCAGAAAAUUCCUGAAAUUAUGGUAUAAUUCUACGAUAUUCUAUGAUAUUAGAAAACCAGAUGUCACUGCUGGAUACUCAGCGGUCUUAACGGCUGUUUUUCAAGUGAAACUUCAUUGUGAUAUCGUCCUCUCCAGCCUUUAGUCUAGACACUUGAUUCCAAUGCCAAAAUACAAGGGGGUUAAAAUAUGAAAGCUGUACUCCCUCUAGAAAGUUGUCAACUUUCAAACACAGCCACCAAGUGGGAACCCACAUUUGUACAAGUUACUGUUUUCUUGGUUGUUUGGCAAGAAGAGUUGUUGACGUCUUUAUGUGUUCUCUUAAGUAAUAACUUGUACAUUAUAUCUCAAUCUUACAUUAAAACCACGUGUAAAUAGCUUAAGAUUGUGGUUUCAACUAGAUUAGCACGAGCUUGUGUCCGAUUGUUUUGUUUUUUAUUGGUCUUCAGUUCUUUGAGAGAAUGACCAUUUUAGUAUUUUAAAAUAUAUCCUUUGUGUCUUUGUGUGUGUUGAGUUUAUCUUAUUAGAGUUUGUAGAAUUUUUCUUAUUAUGAACUUGGUGGUUUUGAAGCUAAUAUGCGUGUUAUUUAAAAUGUUAUAUGCAUACACUUAUAAUACAAAUUUUACAAUAAGAGGCAUAAUGCAUGUAAGCUGUACAGUUCCACUCCAGUCGCCGUAUCAAGGCGUUUGUGGGUAAUCAGUGAAAUCACACAGAUCCUAGGCAUAAAGUCAAGUGUUUUGGUUUGAGGUUUUUGGAACACAGCUUAACAUUGGCUCGCAUGGAAUGAUGGGAACUUGGAGUUUAAUUUAACAAUUUCCAUUCUAGUUGUUAACUCUAUAGGAUGGCAUUAACGUUUUUAAAUCAGCUUAGCGUUCUAUUAUGUAAACACCGGUGUUGUACACAAUAUUUCCAAACUGACUUUUCACUGAUCUUUCGAUAGGGUUAGCUAAUGUAACUCCGACACGACUUAGCUUUCCAAAGUUACUUGUAUUGAUACGAAAUUCUAGUCUACUGAUAUGUUCUACAGAUGCAGUUUUAGCCACGGAACAGGCCAUUACGGUCGAUAUAUAACUGUUAAUUUGUUUACCUCUAUAGUUACUCUGAGUGUAAACUAUAUAUUAGUGUUUGUUUCUGUUCAAUACUGCUUUACAUUCUGACUAACUUAUGCUGAAUCGUGGAUUCACUUAUUCUGCAUUUUGCAUAUAUCAUAAAGACUGCCUUUGAAGAUGGUAAGUUUUCAGUGUACGUUAUUCCAAAGUUCUCCUCCUGUAUCACCCUGUUUCGUCUAAAUAAGCGUUUAAUCAGUCUGAAAUAAUGUUCAUAAGUUAUCCAAUAACAGAUCUAAAACUAAUAUUUUAACAUUUUUUAAUACAUUUAGACUUUUGGACAGAUGUUGGCCAAAAAAUAGUUUUAGUUGCUCUAAGUAGGACGAAAGGAAAAUAGAAAUCGUUUGACUUUUAUUAAAGUUAUUAAGCGUGAACUAUGUUUUAGAUUUCAGAUAGACGAUUAGAAUGAAAAGAAAAGUUGUGAUAAAAAUAAUAAUGGGGCAUUUGUUACACUCUUCAAGUUAUCAUAUUUACAUAUAUUUAGUUAUUCUUUUUCGGCAACAUGUUCUGUAAGCCUUAUUUAACAUGUGUAACUUCCUAUUGCCAAUAUAUAUCAAACAGACAAAAAUGGUAAACAUGAUUUAUAUAUAUGUAUCCUUUCUUGAUUGUUUAAGUGACAUAUAUGUGACUUGUGGUAAAAGAACCAACUGAAUAAUUUUUAUCGCACACUGGACUAAAAUGUGACCUGGUGCAAAAGCUGUGAGUAUUAAAUGUAACCAUGUUGGUCAUCAAAGGACUAAACUUUACGUAUAAAUACUUUUAAAAAGCGAUCAUUCAGUUAUUGUUUUUUGAACUUCAUCAUGUUUAUGCCCGACAAUGUACGUAUUCCACUUGCAUUCACCUAUAUUGGAAUUGGAUUGAAAGUGAGGUGGGUGUAGCAUUACAUUUGAAGUUAACUUGCACUUUGGCAUUUAGUAACAACAAAUAUGUAGCAUCCAUGUCAGGUGGUUAGACAGGCAAUAUCUUGAGAAAUAGACACUUCCUCUUCAGGACCACCAAGAGCUAAUAGAAGAUAAUACGGCUUUUAAUUAAAGUCUUCUGAAGUUAAAUCAAUAACUGGAGAUAUUAUGAGUGACAUGUACCAGUUUCCACAUUUUUAUUCCUAACAGUGGUUAGUUGAAAGGUUUCUGGUGUCUGCGGUACCAUUUUUAAAAGCCUGUUUUGUUUUCAUAUUAAACAAAAAUAAUAUGAACUGAAUAGAUGCAUAAGGUUAUUUUACUUAUUUUAGUGUGAUUUUUACAUGGACUUUGACUAUAUCCUUUAACUUAAUUUUUUAUACUGUGAUUAACCACCAGCAACAAUGAGUUCGUCUAUCACAUACGAGUGUUUGAGUCAUGUUAUUAGCAAGGAUAAAAGAGCAGAAAAUUACUUACUUUUGUACAAACAGUGUUAUAAUUUUGAAAUUACCUGAUCUUAAUUCGUAAGCUAUUGAAAUUAAUUUUCUUUUUCAAGUAUUCGACUUGAGCUUUUUAAAAAUCUCGUGAAAGUAUUACUACUGAUUCAAAAGCUAUCGUUUUUGAAAAUCGAGGUUUCGCUUUUUUAUAGUAAAACAAUUCAGAUCUAAGAUAUCAAUGCAUAAAACAUUUGUUUAAUCAACACAGUAGCGCUGAUAUUAGAAAUUAGACUCCCCCCCCCCCUCCGUGAUAGAACAUCUAAUUAUGAAACUGGAUAUAUAAUAAGCCUAUCUUGUUUACUAAUGAAUUGAUUAUAUUAGUCGCUAGCGGUAAGCCUUACUUUUUUCAGUUGCGCCAAAAUUAUCCCAAAGCUUUUAGGUAUUUAACUUAUUGUGGAAAUAAGCAGUAUUUUUCCUUUUAAACCCCCCCCCCCCCCCACUCCUCAUUGUAUGAUGUCCACCGACGUUUAUUCUUCGUUAAUUCAACUUUCAACCGGUUUAUUUAUUAUUAAGCCCAAAGUCAUACAAUGGGCUAUCUGUGUUCUGUUCACAGCGGGUAUCGAAACCCGAUUUUUAGCGUUAUAAACCCUCAGACUUGCCGCUGAGUCAUGGGGGGAGUCUUUCAAGGAGAAGGCCGUGGUCAACUAUAACACAAAUUUUUACAAUAUUUAUAGUUCAAAGUUACCUCGAAACAAGCUAUUUUGUAUUAGUCGAAACGAAGCUCGAAAUAAACAAAAAUCAUUUGAAUGUUUUCGUCUGAAAAGACACCUUAAAGAAAAACGGAAUCCUCAGCACCAGUUCAUCCAUAGGUUAUUAUUAGCACUGCUCUUGAUCACCAGACUCGCAUGAACAUACGCUUUGGAAUUUUUGGUCAUGCGCAAUAUGUAUUUGUAAUGCUUGAGUGUAACAUCAUUCCUUUGUUAGCAUGUGGCUUUGCUGUAAUGUUUUGGCUACGAAAGUUACGGGCGUGAAUAAGUUAUUCGAUUCAAAUCAUUUCGUGACUUUUACUUUUCGCCUCUGCUAAAAAAAGACACGUUAAGUCGAGCCCAAAAAUUAGCUACUCACUGGUAUUCAGCGAAACUGAAAACACGGCUUAUUAGUGACUGGACUAGGCCUUUUCCUUUGCAAUACAUAAACUUAUUUUGAAAUGGAAAACAUUUUGGUAUAGCAUAAACAAAUAUAUAUCGAUUCUUUCAAAAGCUUUUGUAAACGCAUACUUAUAAAUCUAUAAUUAUGCAAGGAAAUAAAAUCAAAUGACAAAGCAAUGCAGGGAAAAACUGUUAUAUUUUAAAAAUUGAACUGGGGAUAAACAUUUCCCUCUACUUUAUAUGUACGAGUGUAAAAAGCAGUUAAUACAAUCAAUACAAUAAUCGUUUUGUAGCUUAUCAAUACAGCGAAAUAAUAAGUAACGAGCAGAGAUUUAUCUGGAAUCUCAGAUCAGUUUUAAUUCAUGCCUGUAGAGGUAUAAAAACUAAGGAGGCUAUGUUUUAAGUUUAUACGUACUUGUCACCAUUAAAACAAAAGUUCAAUAUUGUCUUAAGAACUACAAAACAUUUUGGUUCAUGUUUUCACAAACAGAACGUCAGGUUUGUACUUGUAAAAAAUUUAGAAAAAUAAGGACUGUGAAAUUUGGUGAUUUGUUCACUGUCACAAGAAUGCCAGUAAUUGACUUUCGAACAACGCAUGAUUAUUCUUGUCGUAUUUUUGAAACAACAGGAAAUGACGUAGGAUAAUUAAAGAGAAUCGAUUGGUACAUUCCUUGCAGAGAAAUAGGAUUAUCUCACGAGCACAACUCCGAAUGGAGUCAUUACUCGUUAGUUUAGGUGUUAUUUACAAUAAGACUUGUCAUCAUUUUGUUGUUUAGCACGCGAAUGUUUUAUAUGAUGAUAACGGAAACUGAUGUGAAGCAGACUGUUUUUCGAACAAAAAUUUAUUUUUAAGUGUUUGUUGAACUGAAUAUUUCCCUUCAUAUUUGAUGUUGUAGUUGUUUAUGUAUCUUUCGUAACAUAGAAACAAACUGACUAUAUAAAUGUCUUUAUACUUUUAUGACCAUAUACCCUUCUUGCGUUCUAGAGUGAAAAGGCGUUUCCUAACAAACAGACAAUGUCAUUGCAACUUUUAUGUUUUCAAUAUUUAAAUUUAAAAAAACGUAAAAUGACGGAUGCAUUCUAUUUCUUGCAAAAGAGUUUAGCAUAAUAUCGAACAAUGAAGGGCAUUAGAAAUACAAAGAGUUCUAAUGCUUACAAAAUGCAAUUAGAAUUCAAAGUUCUUGAAACGAGGUAGUUUGAAACAAAUGUAAUUCAAAAAGUUUCGCAAAGUGCAAUAUCAAUAUGUAAGUUUUAUUUCUCUGUUGUUAGGCGCUACUGAUAUUUAUUUUGCUGUUCAUGGCUUUACUACGUUAUCUGUUAGCCUUCUUUAAGACAUAUUUUUGGAAAUAGAGGUAUAGAGAGGAUGAAAGAUAAGUCAAAAUGGGUGUGUUGCCUUUCUUAGAUAGUGAAUCUGUGGUUGUGCUUCUUUGAAACUAGCUAGACAAAUUGAAAGUUCAUUCUGCUAUACGAUUUAAACGGUACAACACAGUAAUGUAUUGUUUAAAAAACAGGUAUAUUCUAAUGUGUCAAAUGGACAGAAAUGAGACUGUUAAUUCCUUCAAACGGGUGUGUCAGAUAUGCUAUGAAAUUUACAUGUUAAGUCCUCAUCCUCCUUCUGGCCACUUGACAAUAUUGGCUUUCAAUCUAUUUGUAAAUUCUUGUUUUAUAUUGUAAUCUAUAUAAAGAUGUGAUACCUUCAAUACCAUUCAACAACCGCACGCGGUUUUUGAAAAUCGUUGCCUUUUCAUUAUUUGUUUCUGUUAAGUACAUUACGUAUUACUGUUCGUUCACACUUUUUUGACCUCUUUCUAAAAAUAUACUGCACUUAUCCUCUGUACAUGUGUAGACUUAAAAGGGUUAAUUGUAGGCUUAAAUCUCUUAAGAUAUCUAGGUAUUUAAAAUAGGCUGUGCAAUGAAUUUUAAAGCAAAAUUUUGCCUUUUAAGGGCUAUUUUUAUUCAUGUGUUUUCUUCAACUUGUCUCAAAGGCUUGCUUUGAAAAUGAAUGCUUGUAUGUUUGAUAUUCAAAUUCAUAUUGAUAUUUUUAUUCCACUUCACGACAAAUAAAAUUGGAUUUUCUUCUUCA